This is a messenger RNA of Thamnophis elegans (Western terrestrial garter snake), 2819 nucleotides long. Its product is annotated as olfactory receptor 6J1-like. Gene Ontology annotation, cellular component: membrane. NCBI's taxonomy places the organism in Eukaryota, Metazoa, Chordata, Lepidosauria, Squamata, Natricidae. The transcript has a single exon. The coding region runs from base 1049 to 2044 and encodes 331 amino acids. Gene Ontology annotation, biological process: G protein-coupled receptor signaling pathway. Gene Ontology annotation, molecular function: olfactory receptor activity; G protein-coupled receptor activity. The record is from RefSeq and is a predicted model, not a curated record.
AUACAGUGCGGAUUCCAGGCAGACGAGCUGUAUUCAAGAAUUGCUGGUGAAGGUUCUGUACGCUGUAGUUUGCAGUACAAUGUUACCAGAGAAGAAGCUUCAUAACUCUUAAUGCCUUUUUGGCAAUGCUGUUACAGUGAGCUCUGGGGCUUAGAUAAUUUGAGAUGAGUUGUAAGAGCAUUGUACAGGGUUGCAUGUAUAGGUUGGACAUUCGUUUAGGGUCACAAUCAUUGGGAAGAGAGGGUUGAGAGACAUUUCUCUUUCUUCUCAUUUAUUUCCCUUUCCAUUUACUUCCAUUUAUUUUAUUCUGCCACAACAAUUCGAAUACACCUUUAAAAUAUAAUUUUACCAGGAAUUUUUGUUAAGUGUUUUCAAUUUGCAUGUAGUGUGCAUCUAUUUUAUGCAAAUCUAUCCAAACUCAACACCUUUCUGAGUACAUUCCCCCUCACCCCAAAUAACAAGGUGACAAGCAAUUUUCUCUGAUAUAAAACAUCUCCAUGCAUAAUUUUAAUCAAUCCAUGGGCAUAUUUUGGCUCAAAAAAGGCAAAAUUAAAUUUCUCCUACUACCUAAUGGCUGGAAAGGGUGAGAGCAAUUGUGAAAAUAGUAACGGUUUAUCUCUUUCUGGAGAUGCUUUGGCACAAGAAAACAGCAGAUUGAAGCAAGAUAGUAGAUAGCAACUGAACUUAUUGUUUCAGGCAGACCCUGCUUAGUAGCAGGAGGGAUGCUGAGCUCCUGUUUUUUGGGAUAAGAGCCAGAUACACCCAACCAGCUCUCCCUUAGCUACCAAUAUCUACAUAAUCCAAAGUUCAUGGUAACAGCAUUGCUAAAAAUUGUAUUGUUCAUUAGAGCUUAUAAAACUUACGCUAGAACAAUCUGAGAGUAUUGUUCAACUGUUUAGAAUCCCCACCAAUUAUCUGACAUCAGUACAAUCGAGGGGGUUCAGAAGUAAUAUUGUAAUAUACAAGCAGAAUUUGGUGCAGUGCUGUUUUUCAGUUGUAACUUUUGCCCUUUCAGGUGCUGUUCUUAAGGACCAUCAGAAAAGGUCGGAUGGAGAACCAAAGCAUGUCUGAAUUCAUCCUCAUGGGUUUUGCCAUUGGCCAUCAAACUGAGCUCCUGCUAGCCUUCCUCUUUUUAACCAUGUAUAUUGCAAGCUUGGGGGCCAAUAUGGUCAUCCUAUACAUUGUCUUGGCAGAUAACCGCCUCCAUAACCCCAUGUACUUCUUUCUCGGUAAUGUUUCCAUCCUGGACAUCUUCUUCACCUCUGUAACCAGCCCACAAUUGGUCUGGAACCUCCUCUCUGGUGACAAAUCAAUUUCUUUUGCUGGCUGCAUGAUACAGUCUUAUUUCUAUUUCUUCUUAGGGACGGUACAAUUUUUUCUCUUUACCUCCAUGUCCUAUGACCGUUAUGCCGCCAUAUGCAAGCCACUGCAAUAUCAUGCCAUCAUGAGCAUACACGUGUGCAUCCAGAUUGUUUUUGCUUGCUGGCUGGUUGGGUUUGUCUCAGUUUUUGUCCCCACCAUUAUGAUCGCCAGACUAUCCUACUGCAAGUCUAACAUCAUCAACCAUUUCUUUUGCGACAGUGGCCCUCUGUUGGAUCUGUCCUGCAGUGACACCCGAGUGAUAGAGUUGAUGGACUUUGUGCUGUCGUCUGUUGUCAUCCUCUGCUCUUUAGUCUUAACCUUAGUUUCUUAUAUAUGUAUCAUCUCAGCAAUAAUCCGCAUCUCUACCACUUCAGGCCGGGCAAAAGCUUUCAAUACUUGUGCUUCCCAUCUGACCAUCAUCUCCAUCUCCUGUGGCAUCAGCAUCUUCAUCUAUGUCACCCCAUCUCAAAAGGAGACUCUUGAAGUCCAUAAGGUUCCUGCUCUUCUCACCUCAAUUGUCUGUCCUUUUAUGAACCCUUUCUUGUUCACCCUGCAAAAUGCCACGGUGAAGCUGGUAUUAAGAGACAUGGUGAGGCACAUCACAGAGCGGAUUGCUCACAAGGUUUGUGGCGUCCUGGUGAAGAAUGGACAUAAUAAGAGGGGAGACCAGGCAAAAGCAUAAGAAGGGAAAGAGAACAAGCUGCAACUUUUCAACCUCAGUAAUGAUGGUGUUUGUGCAUCACGUUCGAAGAGGACCUUGACAUCUAAUAUGUUGUAGGCUGUCCACAAUAUAUCUUCAGGUGGCUGGUUAGGCCUAUACUGGCAUGAAAUGUUCCUCCACAUGUUGGGCAGACAUGUGUGUGGGCACCAGUGUUGCAGCAUUUGCAGCUCUGACUUUGCGGAGUGCUGGCUUCUCUUGUGCUACGGCUGUUCUUCCGUCCUCAGAUGUCCAGCAGCCUUGGUGGAUCAGCGUGCGCCAUGUUGAUCGAUCUUGUGCCAGGAGGUGGUGUCGAUUUCCAGGGACUUGAAGGAAGCUUUCAACAUGUCUUUAUAUCGCUUCCCUUGUCCCCCAUGCAGUCACUUUCCUUGAAAAUACUCACCAUAGAGGAACUGUUUGGGGAUGCCCUGGUCAGGGAUCUUUGCAACAGGGCCUGCCCAGUAAUGAUGACAAAACGGGAAAACAACAAUGGAGCUUGAGAAGAGAGAUUUCCCUUCAUCAGGUUAUUUUUUUUUAUAACAACCCUAUAAGAUAUUAAUAAUGCUACCCUGCAUGGAUGAAAGUGGAUUUUCAUAUAGAAUAUCUUUCAUUUCUAUGGAAUCCUUCCUUCCAUUAGUUUCAUUAAUUUCUGAAAACCAAAGCAAUAGAUUUCUUUUUAAUUGUAAAGUGUCUGAUGAAGGUUCCAUCUCUCUCCCCCCACCCUCCUCUACAAUAUUGGGAAUAUUUCCUUUUAAUAAAG